This is a messenger RNA of Diatraea saccharalis (sugarcane borer), 978 nucleotides long. NCBI's taxonomy places the organism in Eukaryota, Metazoa, Arthropoda, Insecta, Lepidoptera, Crambidae. The record is from the annotation of a GenBank genome assembly.
AUGGCGCCUAACGAGAUUGUAGUAGCGUUGCUCUUCGCUUUCAUCGACAUCGCUUGUAUCCAAGGGACGCACGGACGGACGUCCUUCUUCGUGUUUGUCUCGGAAGAUAUGGAAGAUCUCCGAAAGGCUCUGACUGAUGUGGACCUAUCGCUCUCGAAUCCAGUAACCAUACAGCAAGGUAAUAUUUAUUUAACUGAUCCCAACAACAGUGACAUAUACGGAUCAAUUAAACAGUUCACCGACGAGUAUUACUCACCUCAGGAUCAUCGUAAACCAUACAAAGUUGACUCGACUCUAGUCUUUGCGCCAGGAGGAGUUGAUGCAUGGAGAGAUGAAAAACAAAGAGCGUUAACGAUCGAAUCACAGACGUCCAACUACUCAAGCGGAUCCGAGCUCGAUGCCUUGACGGUCCAAGAAGGCAACGUUUACGAAACAGGCCCGAAUGACCGAAACAUAUAUGGCUCUAUCGCACAGGAAAAGACUGAAGUUUUUGUUUCACCUGAUAGUUUCCGACCAUCCAGCACUCAUACUCGCACCGCCUUUGCGCCGGGAGGUCCUGGAAAGCAGGGAGUAUCCUACGUAAAUUUAGAAAGACCUCAGUUCCACGGACUACCAAAUCAAAACCAGAAUCCCGGCAAUGGAGGUACAAUCCAUCGUGGAUCCUACACAUACCAGAAAGGCAACACUUAUAUCCUCGACCCGAAUAGCCACAACAGCUUCGGAUCGCUAACAAUGUAUAGGAACCAGGUAUUUAAAUCAGGUGGAGGUGAUAGCGAAGCUCCACAGAAUGGAGGCCAAAUUCCCACCGGUCAAGGUAAUAUCCAAUUGGGAUCUAUAACUGUACAGACUGGCAACACUUAUCGGAUCCGUUCUAGUAGCAGUAACUCCUUCGGAUCACGGACAGUUCAAGAGGGAAAUGUGUAUAUUAACCAGAAAACAUUAAACAAUACUAGAAACAGCACGAAGGCUCAAAACUAA